AAGUGACAGAGUCAUCUGAUCGCCGCCGUGGAGGCAGGCUCGGCCUGGCUGAAGGUGUCCCAGCUGGGCGCAUGGAAGGUAGAGGAGGACAGCUACAUGGAAGCCGAUCAGCCCAUGGCAAAUGGUGGACAAAAAUGGGACGGCCAUGGCGGACUAGGUGGUCACAACGACGCCGGACAAGCAUGUCACGAACACGGACAUGUCCUUGGCGUCCGCAAAGGACUCGGUGGCCCGCUGCUCAGUGGUCGCCAUGGUCUUGCGCACUGGGUGCGGUCCAUCGUCAACAGCGCCAUGGUCGGCGCUCAUGGCGUAGGCGCCAACAGGGAGGACGCACUGCAGUUAUGUGGGCGAGCUCGCCUAGGACUAACAGGUCGUAGCCGUGGGCGUGCACCUGUGACACGAUGGCAUCCUCAUCUUCCUAUUCAAGGCGCCAAUGGAGAUGGUCUAGAUGUUAACGGCAAUGCGAGUGUAGAUGGUCCUGAGGGAGAUGAACAAGUUGAUGAAGGCAUAGGUGCGAAUGGAGGCGGCGGACUCAGCGACACCGACGAGCAUGUUGAGGUUGAACCCGAGGGAGGCACCAAUGAGGAAGGAAGGCAGAACGGAGAAGCCACUGGUGCCAACAGUACAUUGAGGAGGAGAAGAAGGUGGUAUCGACUUUAUGAGAAGCAAACUGCCUACACAAUGCUUCUAGAGAGGACAGCUCCUGGUGUAUUGAGUCGAGGAGUGUCCGAAGAAGUGUCUGUACUAAUGGGCAUACCUGUGGGGACAUUGCAGAAGUGGUGAAAGAAAUGCAAGGAUGUCAGUGGAAUGCACGGACUGGAAAACAAAAAGUCAAGAAACUGUGGGCGGACGAGGAUAGCCUUCGAUCCGGAGGUUAUCAAAUAGGUGGACUUGCGGAAAAGAACCACUCUUAAGGAUCUGGCAAAUGAGUUGAACAUGGCGACGAUCACGUUAUGGUGACGUUUGCAGGAGAGCUUGUUGAGGUGUCACACAAAUGCCAUCAAGUCAACAUUAACAGAUGAUAACAAGGUAGGUCGGGUAAUUGCUUGUCAAUGCUUGACGAGCAUACUGACCUGCACGAUGCAAAAUUUAAAGUGAUGUACAAUGUCAUUCAUAUUGAAGAGAAAUGGUUCUACCGCUUGUGCGGUUGCCAGAAUUACUAUUUGGCACCUGGCGAAGAGGAGCCAUAUCAUAGCACCCAAAGCAAAAACUUCAUUGAAAAGGUGAUGUUUUUGGCUGCGGUGGCUCGCCCACGCUUUGAUGCUAACAGCACGGUGAUCUUCGAUGGAAAACUAGGAAUUUGGCCGUUCACAUACAAAGAAGUAGCAAAAAGGAAGAGCAAGAACAGAGAUGCGGGAACC
Molecule: messenger RNA, 1361 nt
Organism: Setaria italica (foxtail millet)
Lineage: Eukaryota; Viridiplantae; Streptophyta; Magnoliopsida; Poales; Poaceae
Exons: 5
Coding region: 97-783 (228 amino acids)
Source: RefSeq, a predicted model, not a curated record